This is a messenger RNA of Schistocerca nitens (vagrant locust), 1900 nucleotides long. RefSeq names its product cholinesterase 1-like. The record is from RefSeq and is a predicted model, not a curated record. The coding region runs from base 53 to 1690 and encodes 545 amino acids. The transcript has 11 exons. NCBI's taxonomy places the organism in Eukaryota, Metazoa, Arthropoda, Insecta, Orthoptera, Acrididae.
UGUCGGACAGAUUCCCACAGUCACCCUAAGUGGAGAGCAACACCAGUCCGCUAUGCAGCUUAUCACAGUACUUGAGUUAACCGGUUUACUCCACCUCUCUCUAUCACUGGGUUACCUGUUGGCUCAAGAGUAUGUAACAGUGGAAAUACAAGAGGGCACCCUGAGGGGUCAGAUGUCGAAAACAUGGACAGACAUUCCCAUGUUCAUGUUUCAAGGUAUUCCAUAUGCUGAACCACCAGUGGGAGAUCUUCGCUUCCAGCCACCAGUGAGUAAAGCUGCUUGGUCUGGCGUUAGAGAUGCACUGGCGGUAGGAUCGAUGUGUCCUCAACUUGAUAACAAUGAAGCGUCUGGGGACGAGGACUGCCUCUACCUAAAUGUCUUUGGUCCAGAGACAGCCCUGCAGAAAGAAGAACUGAAACCUGUAAUGGUAUGGAUCCACGGUGGAUGUUUCACAUCAGGCUAUGGUCAGGGCGCCACACCUAAUUACUACGUGGACCAAGACGUCAUCCUCGUCAGCAUAAACUAUCGUCUCGGACUCCUGGGUUUCCUAAGCACAGGGGACGAAGUCGUCCCAGGAAACAUGGGCCUUAAAGACCAGACAGAAGCACUUCGCUGGGUACAGAGGAACAUAGCAGCGUUUGGUGGUGAUCCACAAAAAGUAACCAUUUUCGGCCAAAGCGCUGGAGGAGCAUCGAUUCAUUAUCACGUCGUAUCGCCGCUGAGCACGGGUCUGUUCAAGAACGCAAUUUCGAUGAGUGGAUCAUCGUUAAACCCGUGGGCCUUUUCCAGAAAUGCAACAGACAGAGCAAUUCGAUUUGCUCAACAUUUGGGAUACACAGGCAAAACUUCAAGUGAUCUCGUAAAUUUUCUGAAAAAUGUGGAUCCCUCAACGCUAAUAAUGGAUCAAAAGGUGGCUCUUUCGGAAGAGGACAGCAAAACAUUGUUCACCUGUGUUUGGGUGCCCAGUGCAGAGCCGGUAAACGAUGGGGCUUUUCUGACGGAAGAGCCGUGGACAGCUUUGUCGGAAGGGCGCUACAAUCUGGUUCCCUUCAUGGCUGGCAACACUGACCUAGAGCGAGUUGGACACACUCAGCCUGGUGGUUCAUUAUCCACGGAGGCCAAAAUAGAGAACCUGAACGAGAACUUUGGCGAAAUUGUGGGCUGUGAUCUACGACUUCCAACGAAGGAAGAGCGUGUGGAAGGAGCAGAGUCCGUCAAAAAAUUCUACUACAACGGCAGCGACAUCACACUCAAGGACAACUACACCACCGCUCUGUUCGACUCGCACCUCUUCUUCGUGGAGGGGCUGGACGCCGCCAUCAGGAGCAUGUCCCGGUUAUCCUCGCAGCCUGUCUACUACUACCAGUUUUCGUUCGUCGGUCCUCGCAGCGCGUAUCCUGGCGGCCCUGGAGCAGCACAUGCCGAUGAUGUGCACUACAUGUUCACAUCGCCCAUGGCUCUGGAUCCUGAUUCGGAUGGAGGUAUUAUCAGAGCUCAGAUGAUAGAAAUGUGGGCUAAUUUUGCCAAAUAUGACAAUCCAACGCCGGAACAGACUUCGCUACUAACGGAGACGUGGAAGGAGUACGACGAAUCUACCCCAUACUACCUGGAGAUAACGAGACCUCUUCGCCUUAAAACAAACUUGUUUGAGCCGUACAUGACCUUCUGGCUGAACCUGCUACCGUCGUAAACACACAUCAGAUUUAAGCGUUGUGUGAAUGUAACAAUUCAGUACAAGUUGUUGGUACGUUAAGUGUCAUUCUUUUAACUGGAGUAAUAAAAUUUAGUACAACUGUGAUAUUAAAAAAUAUCUACCACGUAACAAACGCACCCUUUUGAUUGUAAGACUGGAUAUUUUCUUUCUCUCUAACCAAACUUGACAAUAAAUAAUUAAUGAUAA